Molecule: messenger RNA, 978 nt
Organism: Pelobates fuscus (common spadefoot toad)
Lineage: Eukaryota; Metazoa; Chordata; Amphibia; Anura; Pelobatidae
Product: taste receptor type 2 member 40-like
Exons: 1
Coding region: 1-978 (325 amino acids)
Biological process (GO): sensory perception of taste; G protein-coupled receptor signaling pathway
Cellular component (GO): membrane
Molecular function (GO): G protein-coupled receptor activity; bitter taste receptor activity
Source: RefSeq, a predicted model, not a curated record
AUGUUACCUAUAUUUAUUUUAGCCUCCAUGGCAAUUUUGGGGCUCAGCACUUUAAUAGGAGUGUUAACUAACACAUUCAUUAUUGUUGUGAAUAUUAUCGAUAAGAUCAAAGGGAAGAACCUCAGCUCCCCAGACCUCAUCCUAGCCACACUGUCUGCAUCAAAUGUUUUAUUCCAGUUCAUUAUGUUGACUAAUGACUAUGUAAGUUUCCUGCACACUGACCUCUACUUUACGGAUAAGGUGUAUAUCACCUUCACAGUCCUGCUGAUCCUCCCGGUCUACUCAAGUUUCUGGUUCACUGUUUGCCUCUCUGUUUAUUAUUGCUUGCAGAUUGUAAUAUUCACUCAUCCCCUUUUAAUAAGGUUAAAGUUGGCUGUAUCACGAUGGGUUCCACACCUCCUAAUAGCCUCCAUCUUUACCUCAAUGACCACUGGCCUCCCUGCUGCCUGGAACUUCUACAGGGAUGAACAAGAUUUUAACACAUCGUCCGACCAAAAUACAGAAAUUUCUGUUCCCAAAUUGAAUGUCAUCUAUCUGCUUCCAAGUAACCUCAUUAGCUGUUCACUUCCACUAGUUCUUGUUGGGAUUGCCGAUGUGUUAAUUCUCAAAGCCCUGGUGACCCACAGGCACAAAGUUGAUAGAAAUACAAAUGGAGAGUCGAGUGGUCAUGCUGAAGGUCGAGUAAGGGCAGCCAGGACAAUUAGCUGCCUCCUCGUGCUAUAUUUGCUUUUCUACAUAUCUGAGAUUUUCAUGUUCAUAGAUGUUUUUCCUCCCAGUAGCCCCGGAUUCUGUACCUGUUUAAUGGUUAUCUACAGUUAUCCGCCUGCACAGUCUAUUGUUCUGAUUCUUGGAAGCCCCAAACUGAAACAAGUUUCUCUCAAUUUACUAAGAUGCACAGGGGCAUUUUAUACGGACCCUCCUAAAACAGUCUUCUUUAUAAAGCUCAGCUUUAAAAAGACAACACAACAAACAGAGUGA